AUGGAGUUGAAAGAACUUGAACCUUUGAUGAUGAAGAUGAUGAUGAAAGAUGAUGAUGAGGAUGAUGAGCAUGAUGAUGAAGAGGAUGAUGACGAUGAUGACGUCAACAUCAGCAAUAACAAUAAUCACAAUUUCAACAGUAACAACAACAUCAACACUAUCAACAACAACAACAUCAACAACAACAACAUCAACAUCAACAACAACAACGUCAACAACAACAACAACAUCAACAACAACAUCAACAACAACAACAUCAGCAACAACAUCAACAACAUUAACAACAAAAACAACAUCAACAACAACAUCAUCAACAACAACAACAUUAACAAGAUAAUCUUGGCGUUCUUCAUCGUUAUCUCCAUAACAUUUCUUUUUCUUUAUACUAUGCCUUAUCAUUUGAACGAUCUAGAUGCAUUAAAUCUAGAAAAAGAUGAUAAAAUAAAGCCAAACAGUUCUGGAAAUUCUAAAAAGGACAAACUUAAAAAAGCUAAAUUUGAGUCAAUUCUUGACGAAAAGUUAAAAAAAUUAGAAGAACUAUUUAUUGAAGAAAGAAACAUCUUCCGAGAAAUAGUAAAUAAUGCGGCUAUUAACAAUAGCCCAAAAGUAGAAAGAAAGCAGCAAUCCGAUUGCAAGACCGAAUCGAGCAAGCAAUCUGACUGGUCAGAGAUUGUAAAACGUAAAAUUAAAAAGAGCUCAAAUGUUCAACACGUGGCGAAUGUUCAACGCGUGGCGAAUAUUCAACACGUGGCGAAUGUUCAACACGUGGCGAACAUCAACAUGUUGAAAACAAAGAAAAAAACACACAACACUAACAUAGCAAAUAUGAAAACGGUUAUAGGCACCCAAACUGAUAAACAAACAAAUUUGAAAGCGAUGAAACCUUCGCCAAAAAGAAAAGUUUUUUACGUUGGUCGAUUGGACCAACAAUGCACUGCAAAAGAGUUAAGCGAACACAUAAAUGGAUUGAAAAUUGAGUACUUGAGAGAAUACACACACAAAACGUGCAGGCGAUUGUUGUGUACGGGCAAAUAUAAAAUGUGGAAUGCCAUUGUGGAUUCAUUUAAUGAAACGUUGGUAAGGAAAGAAUGCGGAAAUCAAAAUUAUUUUUUGCUGGCACAUGUCGAGACACUGACGAGUUUAUCUAAACUAGCCUGUAAAUAG
Helobdella robusta is the source of this 1164-nucleotide messenger RNA. RefSeq lists its product as hypothetical. The record is from RefSeq and is a predicted model, not a curated record. The transcript is spliced from 5 exons. NCBI's taxonomy places the organism in Eukaryota, Metazoa, Annelida, Clitellata, Rhynchobdellida, Glossiphoniidae. Bases 1 to 1164 code for a protein of 387 amino acids.